AUGAAGUCGGAAGAAUUGGUGCCGGGACUCGAACCACUUAAAGUGAAAGACCUACCGAAGUUCAUGACGAGUGAGCCGGUGGAGACAUGCAAGCUAUUGGAACUCAUGGUCCAAGGAACCAAAAGAGCACAAGCCGUGAUAUGGAACACAUUCAAAGAUCUGGAACAAGUGGAACUAUCCACACUAAUAAGUCGUGGUUUCCAAAAGCCACAUUUCAUGAUCGGACCAUUUCACAAAUACUUCCCAACAUCACCAUCAAGCAGCCUCCUAGACGAAGAUCAAACAUCCAUCUCAUGGUUGGACACCCACCCACACAAGUCUGUGUUAUACGUUAGUUUUGGUAGUCUAGCCAUGAUUGAAGAAUCCCAGUUCUUGGAGAUGGCUUGGGGUUUGGCUAAUAGCAAGCAACCAUUUCUAUGGGUGGUUAGACCAGGGUCCAUACGGGGUUCCGAGUGGCUUGAACCGUUGCCAGAUGGGUUUUUGGCGAGAAUUGCACUAGGAAGAGGGUAUAUUGUGAAAUGGGCUCCACAACAAGAGGUAUUGGCUCAUCCUGCAAUCGGAGGAUUUCUGACUCAUAAUGGAUGGAACUCGACGAUAGAGAGCAUCUGUGAAGGGGUUCCAAUGAUCUGUGCGCCAUGUUUCGGUGAUCAACCAGUGAAUGCAAGAUAUGUAAGCGAUGUUUGGAAGAUUGGGGUAGAACUGGAAAAUGGGUUGGAGAGGGGAGGGAUUGAAAGUUCAAUAAAGAGAGUGAUGGUUGAUGAAGAAGGGAUUGAAAUGAAGGAUCGAGUCCUGAAAUUGAAGGAGAAAGUAAAGGUUUGCCUAAAGAAAGGAGGUUCAUCAUACACAUCACUUGAGGAUUUGGUGAAUUACAUUUUGUCAUUUUAGUUGAGAAACAAAUACCCAAUCAAAACACACAUACACCAUUUGUAA
Molecule: messenger RNA, 930 nt
Organism: Cynara cardunculus var. scolymus (artichoke)
Lineage: Eukaryota; Viridiplantae; Streptophyta; Magnoliopsida; Asterales; Asteraceae
Product: UDP-glycosyltransferase 76B1-like
Exons: 1
Coding region: 1-885 (294 amino acids)
Molecular function (GO): UDP-glycosyltransferase activity
Source: RefSeq, a predicted model, not a curated record